AUGGGUAAUCUCGAAGUUUUGUUUUUUCCUCCCAAUAUGACAUCUGUGGUUCAGCCAAUGGACCAAGGAAUUAUUAAAAAUUUCAAGCACCAUUACCGUACUCUACUAGUACUGAACUUGCUACAGGAUGGUGGUAAAAUUGAUAUUUUACAAGCAAAUCGAAUGUCCAAAAAUGCUUGGGAACAAGUAACAUCAGAAACCAUUGCAAACUGUUUCCGUAAAGCUGGUUUUUUAAGCGGAAAUUCAGAAAAUGUCGGCAAUGAAGAAAUUCAACAAACGAUUACAAUAAAUGUAUGGGACGAUGUGAGGCAAGGUGUAAAUAUUAAUUUUGAUGACUACAUCAACAUGGAUGACGACUUACAAGUAAGAAGUAUGCGGACAUUUAUCAGAUUCAGACAUUAUACAAUUAACUGUAAGAUGUACACAAUCAUCGGAUGA
This is a messenger RNA of Daktulosphaira vitifoliae (grape phylloxera), 438 nucleotides long. RefSeq names its product tigger transposable element-derived protein 6-like. Gene Ontology annotation, molecular function: nucleic acid binding. NCBI's taxonomy places the organism in Eukaryota, Metazoa, Arthropoda, Insecta, Hemiptera, Phylloxeridae. The transcript has a single exon. Bases 1 to 438 code for a protein of 145 amino acids. The record is from RefSeq and is a predicted model, not a curated record.